AUGGCUAUGGGGUGGCUAGCCAACGCCGUAUUAGAUGCGGAGGAGGACGAGGACGCGGUAGCUGAGCUAAUGGUGAAUCGGAGACAACUGCGGGACGAACAGAACCCGUUUGAACUUCCUGAAGUUCAAUUUCAGCAACUAUUCCGGCUUUCCAGGGAGUUGGCUAGCGAUCUAGUCAACCACCUUCGACCGCAUCUCGAAAGGGAUCGAUCCAACGGGUUGUCGGUUGAGUGCCAAGUCCUUUGCGCGGUACGCUUCUAUGCCGUUGGUUCAUACCAGCGUGCUAUAGGGAAAGAUUUCAUGGUGGCGAUUAGCCAAACUGGUUAG
Molecule: messenger RNA, 327 nt
Organism: Diprion similis
Lineage: Eukaryota; Metazoa; Arthropoda; Insecta; Hymenoptera; Diprionidae
Exons: 2
Coding region: 1-327 (108 amino acids)
Source: RefSeq, a predicted model, not a curated record